Molecule: messenger RNA, 1156 nt
Organism: Drosophila willistoni
Lineage: Eukaryota; Metazoa; Arthropoda; Insecta; Diptera; Drosophilidae
Exons: 5
Coding region: 171-956 (261 amino acids)
Source: RefSeq, a predicted model, not a curated record
GUUUUUACCGAAACAAACAAAAAAUUAUCAAUAAAUAUCAAAAAAACCAAAAAAAAAAUUAUAUAUAACAAAAACCAAAAAAAGAAACAACAAGAAAACGUUCUUCGCAUUUGAAUUCUUUUUUGUUAAUUUUUUUUUGUAUUAUUUGAAAUAUCAAAUACCAACACACAAUGGAAUACCGGUGCUUAAGUAGAAGUUCUGUCAAACAUUUAACGGCACUUUGCAUCAUCAGCAUUGCACUCACAGCGGCGAAUGCCGCGUUAUGGCCUAGCUACAGCAGUGACUCCACCUCCUCCUCCUCCUCCUCCUCAGUGAUGCCGAGCAGAUGUGCCGGUGGGCGUGGCCUGAAAUAUCUAUCCGGUGAUGCAUUGACAGAUUCGCUCGACUGUUUGGGUCCAAAUAAUGCGCCAUAUCCCAGUGCGGCCGUUGCUCGCACAUUCUCCAAUUGGAACGGAAAUUCGCGACGUGGACGUCAGAGUAAAUUGCCCAACACACUGGAUCCCGCCAUAACCACAAGUGCAUUGUUGAGGGCAUACGAUGAGGUGAACAACAACGAGGCGGCAUCGUCUAUCGGAAGCGAUCGUUAUGGUCGUUCGCUGAAGAAUUCAUCACCGGCCCAUCAAUGCAAGAGCGAUACACCGGCGCGUCUAUGCAAAACACGUUACAAUACCACAGCGCCCAUGUAUGGUGUUAGCUUGACCUCCGGCCAACCGGUGACCAUUGUUCAGAAAUUUCCCGAUCUAUUGCAACAGGUGGUCUUCGAGGUGUGCGAAUCUUCGGAAUGCGAUGUUGUGCGCGGUGAAUGCACACAAACGUAUGUACCCUAUCUAUUUCUGGUCAUACCGUUGGGUCCAGUGACGCUAACCGGUCAGGAUUACGUUCUUGUCGAAAGCGGAUGUGUGUGCAAGCCCAAAUAUUCAACGGGUGCAGCUCAAGAGCCCAAUAUGAUACCAUAAAAACUUUGGCUAGGAUGUGAAAUCGUCAAGGACAAAUAAAAAUAAACCACACAAACAUACACACAUACACACACAGCAACCAAAAGAACUGAGCGAACGAGUUUUGGGUCGACAACGAGAGAAAGAUAGAGAGAGAGAGAAGGAGAGCGAUUGCAGCAGCAAUGCGUAAAUGAGAAAUUAUUUUUUGUAGCGAAUCAAUU